AUGGAGGUCUUCUCGUGCAUUGUUAGUAAGGCUUGCGAGUUGGGGGAGCUGAAGGAUCUUAGAGCUUUCGAUGGGGGCCCUGCUAUUUCGCACUUGUUAUACGCAGAUGAUGCUUUGAUAUUGGGGGAAUGGUCGAGGGGGAAUAUUGAGAAUACAGCAAGGUUACUUAGAGUUUUUUAUAUUUGCUCGGGGUUAAAAAUAAAGUUAAAGAAAUCUUCGUUGUUUGGUAUUGGUGAUGUCGGCGAAGAGGUGGCUAUUAUGGCGAGAACUUUGGGUUGUCGGGUUGGGGAGUUCCCAUUUGACUAUUUGGGGAUUAAAGUGGGUGCGAAGACGAAUAAGAGCUGCCAUUGGGAUUCGGUUAUCGACACAAUCAAAAGACGGUUAGCUUCUUGGAAGGCGAAUUCUUUAUCUAUGGGUGGAAGGCUAACUUUAAUUAAAUCGGUGUUGGCCAGUUUACCGGUGUAUUAUUUGUCUUUAUACAAGGCCCCUAAUAAAGCGACGGAUCAGAUGGAAAAGUUGAUGAGGAAUUUUCUGUGGGCAGGGUCGAGUGAAGAUAAAAAAUUAAGCUGGGUUGCGUGGGAUACAGUGACAAAAUCUAAGGAAAAUGGUGGCUUGGGAGUUUCGAGAUUAAAAGAUGUUAAUUUUGCUAUUUUGGCCAAAUGGGCUUGGAGAUUUCAAAUUCAAAAAGAUAGUGUAUGGCGAAAAGUGGUGGAGAUGGUGCACGGGGGAAGGGGUAGAUGGGAUUUCCUGCCGCUGAAUUGUCGUUUUAACGGUUGCUGGAAUUCUAUUGUUAAGGUGUUAGCUAGGCGGUCUUUUAAGGGGAAAAGUUCCAAAGAUAUUUGGUAUUGGGGCGAGGAAGUCAAUGAUGUUUUCUCGGUGGCUGCGGUGAAGCUAUUGAUUCAAGACGAAGUAGAGAUCAGCCGUGAGCAACUUAUGCGUUGGGAAUCUUGGAUUCCGAUCAAAAUAAAUAUAUUUAUUUGGAGAGCUGAGAUGGAUCGUAUUCCUACUAAAGCGACUCUUAUUAGAAGGCGGAUAGACAUUCAAGAUGGUUCGUGUUAUUUAUGCGACUUUGGGGAUGAGGAUGUCAUGCACUUAUUUAUAGGAUGCGGGUUUUCGUUUGGAGUUUGGUCCGCAGUGGGGCGAUGGUGCAAUAUUAUGCCUUUAAUGGCUUUUGAAUUUAAGGAUGUGCUGGGCUAUCACGAGCAAGUUUCAGGAGGUAAGUGGGCUAAAAAAGUGGUUAGAGGGGUGGUUAUGAUUACCUGCUGGGCGACAUGGAAAGCUCGAAACGACAAAGUUUUCCGGGGGUCUAACCCGAGGGUUGUAGACGUGGUCGCUUGGAUUAAGUCAUGGUCUUUUUUGUGGUUAAAAGGUAGGUCUAAGUUUUCUGAUAUUGUUUGGAACGAAGGGGUUCUUAACCCAAUGUAUAUGUUGUAA
This is a messenger RNA of Helianthus annuus (common sunflower), 1434 nucleotides long. RefSeq lists its product as uncharacterized. The coding region runs from base 1 to 1434 and encodes 477 amino acids. The transcript has 2 exons. The record is from RefSeq and is a predicted model, not a curated record. Lineage: Eukaryota; Viridiplantae; Streptophyta; Magnoliopsida; Asterales; Asteraceae.